UCCGAUGUCUUCCUCAACUUCCACCAGCACUUUGCCCAGCGGCCUGGCCGUCCUGACGACCUUCCCAGAUGUGCUCUUCAUCCCUGAAAUCGUGAGUGCUGCCUUGUCCCUGGGGGAGGGCUGUGGCUGCUGCUUGGGCACUCAGCACAGGUUGUGCUGCAGGUGUCCGAGGGGUGACACUUGUCCCACGCCAGGUCCCUGAGCCACAGGGGGCUGGAGGGCAUCUCAUCCUCGGGGAAAACCACGGGCUCUGAAGCUCUCCUUUAGUCUGCAGUGGGAUUUUUCUGGAGUCCUUGAAAAACGUUUUAAUUUCCUGCCUGAAACACAGCAGGGGCUGCCGGUGGGUUUAAGCAGGUGCCAAAUGGAGCUGGUUAAUGACCCGGGGUGAUUUUAGCGGAGAGCACAGGCAGAGGAUGAGCUGCUGGCUUGGAGCAGGGGGUUAGGGAGCGAGGGAAUUGCUGGCAGCAGCCGAGGCUGUGCUUCCAUCGCGGCAUUCCUGAGCCGCAGGUGCGGAGCUGCGGGACCCUGGGCGUGUGGGAGAGCGAAAGGUGAGCAAAGGGUGAGCAAACACCUUGAAACCUCUUUCCACACUGUAGCUUCAUUGAGCAGGAGGAGAUCAUAAUCUUAAUGGACUUGGCGCUGGUGGUUGAAAGGAAUUGCUCUGAGCAUAGGUUAUUGGAUACAAAGUCUCAGCCUGAACUUUUCCCCUGUCCUCUGCCCCACUCAUGAAAUGUGCUCUUCGCACAAGAGCUUGGGAGGCUUUUUUCCAAAUUCCCAGCGCCUUGAAAGCUCUGGUUGAGUAUUGUAGAAUGGCAUUCAGAUUAUUUCAUGCUAAAAACUUCAGUUUUGCCAUCUGGCACCAAAUCCUUUCCGGUCACCCAGCCUGCUCCCCGCUCCUGGGAUAUACAAAGUUUCCUUCAUUCCCCUGGUGAUAACAAUGUAGCAAAGAGGAUGUAGACCUGAUCUGUGCCCAAGAGCAAUGCCCAGGUUUCCUGGAGCUACAGGAGGGAGGAUGUUGAGUGCCUGUGGAGAUUUUGGCUGGGCUGACACUUGCCCGCCACCCCUGCCCCUGAGUUAUGUUGGUCCUGCUGGCCUCAGAGAGCUCAUUCCCCUUGAACUGUUUGUUUGUAAUCCCUGUCUCCAGGGGAUUUGCCAGGGCAGCUUGCUGAAGUGAGCACACUAUCCUUGGUUUGGGUAAGAUCUGGAAAUGUGCAUCCUGAAGGCCCAGGAACCAGGAACCACCCAGGAAGGAGGAAUGCUGCAUGACUGGAUUUCUCCAUCUCCAGGCAGAUUCUGGGCUGUGCAACUGUGUGACCUCUGCUGUGUACAAAGGAGGUGGCUGCCUUGAAUCAGAGGGAUAAAGAGUUUCUCAUUCCUUAGUGGAAUCUCAGGUUCCCUGCCAUGGGCCGAGAUGGUAACAUAACAAAACAAAAUUGGCAUUUUAAAUGCUAAGAUAGUUGUGAAAGUUUCAGAAGAUCCUACCUGCAGCUCAGAUGAUUGCCACAUUUGCAUGGGCUGAUCAAAAGUUACCAUUUUUAAUCUGUGAGGCUCAGUUUAAUUCUUGUAAUCUAUUUAAUCUGAAGAAUUUUCUGCACAUAUGGAUACCCAGACCUAUGUGGAAAACCUGAAACAAGCUGAAAGCAGAUAUGUUUGCUUUGUAAAAGGUAUUUAAAGGAUGAAUUAUUUCCAGACUGCUGUAUGCAUCCUGCUGUGAGUUCUUGAAAGCCUCUCAAUCCUUCCUUCCUUUUUAUGAAUCUUCACUAUAAAACCAAAGUCAAUAAUCAAACCAGGUCAAACAGACAUUUCUGAGUGGUAAGCACAGCCUGCAGGAAGGAGAGAUGGUGAGUGGUAGGGAGUGAGCUGUGGUGCUUCUUUCCCCAACCUUGUAUCUCACCAUAAUUUGUGCUUGAUUUUAAUGGAGCAGCCAUAAUGCUUUUCCCCAGGAUUUUUAGCUGCAACACACUCAUUGUGUCAGCCCAUGAGUGAUUAAAAGGACUGGAUCAGUGUUCAAGGCUCAGCCUUUGGUUGUUACAGGAGGGACCACGAGAGCAGCACUUUGGAAGACCCAUUUUCACUCAGGUCUUUGCCACAUCUCAACCACAUAAUUGAUGUCAUGUGUCAAUUUGCAUAAUGGCACCAACAAACUUUCCUACAACUGUGGGGUGACACAAAUGAUGUAACAUUUUCUGAGUUAACAUAAAUCAGAGACUUUCUUUCCACUUGCAAAAUUAUUGGAAGGAAAUGGAAAUGAGUAUGAGCUGGCACUUGGAUGCUGGCUGGGAUACACUGGCCAUACAAGGAUCAGAAUGACCUUAAAGUCAGCAAGGCUCUCCUGCCUCUGGACAUCUGCCUGAAUCCCAGACUGGCUGGUGGUGAGGGAUAGAUCCCCACAACAGCACAGAUCCACAGAGUGUGGGCUCAGCUGUGGAGCUCCUCAUCACAGGAUGCUGCACAGACUGAACUCUGCACAGGACCAAGGAAUAACUGGGCUGAUUUGUGGCACAGAAAAGCUACUGAGGGCAUUUCAGUGCAAAGGCACCACUUGCACUCCAGACAUUCCACAACACUGAACAUAAUGCUCCCAUCCUCUUGUGCAGGAGUCUGCUGGUGAAGGGAUGGAGCCCAGACAUAGCUGUCCCUGUGUACCACCCAUGGCAAACUCCCAAGGCUGGCUGAGAAGGUCCUACCUGCUCUCACAGCAGCAGCUGGGACCAGGCACAGCUCUGAUGUAGGCAGUGAAGGAUGACCCAAAGGACUGGAGCAGAAAUAUGAGCUUCCUUUCCCAAGCAGAAGCUGGGAGCCUCAGGCUCUUUUUCUCUACCCAGAGAGUCAAACCUCUCUCAGAGUGAUAUUUGCAUGUGACCCUUGUGAGGGCAGGUGUCUGUGCUUCUUGUGCAGGUGAGCUGGGUUUGACAUGCUGGGUGUGAAGCAAAGAUACCUCUCCUAAGUCAGCCUCCCUGUUCAUUAAAGCCAGCCCUCAGAAGGGUCUGAGCCAGCCUCCUAAGCACACUGGUGUAGGGAGGGUGUGAGUGGUAGUGGCACCAGUGAGGAAUUUUUUUGGUCAGGAUCAGUGGCAGAUACUCCCAGCUGAAUGCCCAUUUUUGAGUGGAAGAACUCAUGGGCUGCUGCCAUGUGCAGUGCCAGAGGCGUGAGUGGCUUUUGGCUCUGCUCUGGACAAGUCACUUUAACCCACACUCACCCUGUCCCCCACUUUGACUUGCAGAUCUUUGGGGGCCUUGUGUGGAUCCUGGUGGCAUCCUCGAAGGUCCUAGUCCCCAUGCUGCAGGGCUGGGUGAUGUUUGUCUCCGUGUUCUGCUUCGUCAUGUCCUUCUCCCUCCUGUGCCUCUACUUCUGCGGCGUUCACGGCGGCGGCGGCAGCUGCUGGGUCACCUUGGAUGCCAUCUGCCACAGCACGGCAGCGCUGUUCUACCUCAGUGCCGCGGUGCUGGAAGCCUACACCACCUAUUCGCUUGGCUUCACAUUGCUGGCUCAGGAGUACAGGGAGAACAUUGCUGCUGUGGUAUUUGCAUUCGUGGCCACCCUGCUGUAUGUGAUCCACAAGGUGUUCUCGCUCCUGCGGUGGAAAUCGUCCUGAGGGCCUGAACAGCCCCAGCAACAACAGCUGUCCUCUCCAGGCUGGGUUUGGGGUUUGUUUUCUAAUGCAUAGCCUAGAAACAAGUAGCUUUUUAUGUGGGAUCAUGGUGAUGAAGACAAGGAGCUUGCCAGAGAAAGGAAUAUCUUGGCACAAUCUGUUUCCCUUCAAUAUCUUCCAGGCUGGGUACAGUUUGAUGCUGGGGCCAAAAUAAAAAAAAAAAAGCCAUCCAGUUUUAAAAAAACAGUAUAGUUGGGUUCAAAGGGCUAAAAUAUCCCUGGACUUCACCUUUAUGUAUCCAGAGUUGUUACUGGUAUCAGGGGAAAAGGGAACAACAAACACCAAGGAGUACAAGUGUGAAACUGUGUCAUUUUAAUUGCUGUGUGCCCAUUUAAGUGUGUUUCCCCCCCUAGAACCACUGUGCAAAUUAAUAUUUUCAAGCAGUUUCUGAAAAUGCCUUCUCUGACUUGCAAUGAACAAUGGGGACAAUAUUUAACUCAGCUCAGGAGCAAUGUGGAUCACUGUAGCUCCUGAAGGGUGCUGCUGAAUUCUGAGGUACGACUGUAAGGCCAGGAAUUACCACUGCCCUUGAUCCCAGCCCUACAAAGCACAACCUGGAAGGGGCCCAGUGGGCUGUAGGAGACUUCUCUGGGUGGUCAGAAUCAAAUCCUCAGUAAGCAGAGGCAAUCAACUCCUGCCUUUGGUGAAUGCUACUCUCUCACACUGCCAUGGUGUCACUAAUAAAGAUGGGUUUGCUGUGA
Messenger RNA from Melospiza georgiana, 4353 nucleotides. RefSeq names its product mal, T cell differentiation protein (gene MAL). NCBI's taxonomy places the organism in Eukaryota, Metazoa, Chordata, Aves, Passeriformes, Passerellidae. The transcript has 3 exons. Bases 3092 to 3595 code for a protein of 167 amino acids. The record is from RefSeq and is a predicted model, not a curated record. Gene Ontology annotation, biological process: myelination. Gene Ontology annotation, molecular function: structural constituent of myelin sheath. Gene Ontology annotation, cellular component: membrane.